Emericellopsis cladophorae is the source of this 4140-nucleotide messenger RNA. Its product is annotated as putative carbohydrate esterase family 3 protein. The record is from RefSeq and is a predicted model, not a curated record. Bases 1 to 4140 code for a protein of 1379 amino acids. Gene Ontology annotation, molecular function: phosphatidylcholine lysophospholipase A1 activity. The transcript is spliced from 10 exons. NCBI's taxonomy places the organism in Eukaryota, Fungi, Ascomycota, Sordariomycetes, Hypocreales, Bionectriaceae.
AUGAAGCUUUCAGCCACGCUUGCUGGCUUUGGCCUGGGAGUCUUCACGCUCCUCGGGUCCGUGGCCGCUCACCCCUUUUCUCCCGACACGACAUCGCUGUCCGGAUUGGGCAAUCAUCUUUCCCGGCGUGCUGACCCCGGAGAGUUUUAUCUCAGGAUCAUGCCACUUGGGGCCUCAAUUACGGCUGGAGACUUUUCGCAAGAUAACGGAAAGAACGGAUAUCGUAAAUUUACUCGCGACAAGCUCCGAUCAGAUGGCUGGGACGUCAACAUGGUGGGCAACUUUAACUCGGGCUCUAUGAGUGACAAUGACCACGAAGGAGUUAGCGGUGACCGCGUCGAUCAAGUCGAGGAUCGCGCCAGAGGCUCGUGUCGAGUCUGGCUUCCAAACGUUGUGCUCAUCAACGCCGGUACGAAUGAUGCCAACCAAAACUGGGAUGUCGACCGGACAGGUUUGCGCAUGCAAGAACUCAUCAACACCAUCAUUGCCGAAGUUCCUGAUGCAGUGAUCGUUCUUUCGACGCUUCUGCCUACGAGUAAUGGGGAAUCACAGGCUAGGGUCAAUCGCAUCAAUGACCAGUAUCGUCAAGUACUCCGUGAAUUCGUGCCCGUGGAUGAGGACGGGCAAGAGGAGCCCAAUCCGAGUAUCAAGGUGGUACUAGCGGACAUGGCAAGCUUCCUCACUCUCGAUGACAUCCACGACGGCAUACACCCCGACAUCGAGGGCGAGAAGAAGAUGGCAGCUGUGUGGGUCUGGGCCAUCAACUAUGCCAACGAAAAGGGCUGGAUCACGGAGCCGACUGACUCUGGCAAAUUCGACGACGCCCAACCCAGCAGGACCUGCCGAAAGGAACUAGGAAGCGGCGCGUUUGACUACCGCAGCGGUCGACAAGUUCUGUACGCUCGCGCCGGUGAGAUUAAAAACGACGGCACUUACAGGCAUUCCGGCAUUCCUCGGGACGACCGCGCCGGCGAUAUCCCCGACGUUGAAGAUGAUGGAUCGUUGUGGUUUGCACAGCUAGUCAAUCGCGGCGGCGCUCACAAGCUGGGCGAAAUUGACGAGAUGAUUGUCGCAAAGUCCGAUAGCUCCACAUCUGAUAGUUCGCCGAGGAAGUUCACCAUGUUUGUCAACUAUGGAGGCGCGACUUUCCCGGAGCAGCACGAGAUUACUGUUCCCGACUCUUGCUCAAACGAGGCCAUUCGAUGGGGCGAUCUGAACGGCGAUGGACUCGAUGACUUUAUCUGCAUCUUUGCCAACGGUGAGAUGCAUGCGUCUUUGAACGAGGGCGGGAACCCCCCAACCUUCAGACAGCUCGGUCUGUAUAAAAGCCCUGAACUUGGAAAAGGACGUGAUCGCGUUCGUCUGGGAGAUAUCGACGGCGACGGGAGGCUUGAUUAUUGUGUCAUGCCCGACACCGGUGAUGUCCAUUGCUGGAGGAACGGAGGCCUCGGCGCCAAAGCAGCCUACUGGCAAGAUCUAGGAUCUGGUGGCCCGGUGUUCACAGCCAAGGGCAUGGGCGAUAUGAGAGGUGUCCAAUUUGUCGACAUCAACAACGAUGGCCGCUAUGACUGGCUGUGGAUGAGCACGACAGGCCGUGUCACAACAUGGAUCAACCAGCGCGGCUCAGGUAAGGGCAUGGUGCCAAGCUGGCUCAAGGCCGCCAAUGAUGGCAUUACACACGGAGGGAUGGGAACCGACAUUGGCGACAAUCGCGAACAUGUCCGCUUUGGCCGAUUGUGGGAUGGACGACCAAGUUACAUCCACUGGGAGAUCGACGAUGGCCAUCUCACAUUCGACGUGUGGGAGAACCGUGGAAGCGGUGGAAAGCAUCAGAAAGGCGACGGUAUUUUCUGGGGAGACGUGACGGGAUCCGGCUUCGACGACUAUGUUUGGAUUCGCUCCAACGGUGAAGUCACCGUGUUCCCAAACGUUUACGACCAGAGCACUUCAUCUGACAGGUACUACCGGGAGGACACCAACGCUUGGGGCCUCCCCAGCGCCACACUCAACACUGGCUUGGACCGUCGUGCGCUGCACGUUGGGGACUGGGAUGGUGAUGGGAAAGCCGAUAUUAUCGGCGUGGACCGAGAAACGGGCGGCGUCAAAAUCUGGUACAGCAACUGGGACGGCACCAACUUCAACUGGGACCCACAGGACCACAGGAGCACCACAAACGGCUGGUGCACCGAAGGCUGGGGACUUCUCCCCGGCGACCACGGAGCCCACUUUGCUGAUGUUACGGGGUCCAAGAAGGUCGACUAUCUCUGCAUGAAGCCCGACGGCACUACGACAGCCUGGUUGAGAGACUUCUCGGAUAGACCGUGGAGAAACGUCGGCCAGGUCAAGUACACAGAGGACCUCGACCGCGCAAACUUCCGCUUCGCAGACAUUGACGGCGAUGGAAAGGCCGACAUGGUGCAUACCGACAAGUUUACUGGCAACGCGCGCGUGUGGUACGCUGUAGGGGAGCGAAGCGACCCAGAGAACAACGGAGGCAGUGCUAUGGAAUGGGAACGGCCACAACUGCUCUUUUCGGGUGCCGCUAGAGGAGAGGACACAUUCUUCCCCGAGCUCUCAGGCCAGGGUCGUGGUGACAUGGUCUGGAUCGACCCAACCUCUGCCCAUGCUUGGAUUUCAUUCAACUCCUGCGCCGCCGGGGGCGAUGACGGAGAGGAGACACCUGCCGACCCAGGGCUGCCUGAGUAUAACCCACCGGACAACCCUGGGCCCGGACCAGGCGACAGCUGGUUCUGCGAUGGGAAUGCCGGCACCUGGGACGAGGACAUGUGGUUCGCACACGGCGUCGGAACCUGGUUCCUGCAGAGGAGCGAAUCCUACUACGCCGUUGACAGGGACUGGCCGCGGAACGAGGGCAGUGAGGAGAUUGAGGGCGUCCCGCGGAUCAUUGCCAAGUUCGACGGUUUCAAUCAGGACGACAUCUGGAACUGGCCUGCCUCGUGCAGAGACAUUUCCAUGACUUGUACCUUGGAUGAGGAUCACCUGUCUGACGAUGACAAGUGCCCAAGGCAUGAGGAGCGCGCCUUUGUCCUAUGGUCGCUUCGGAAUGUUGCCAGGAAUCUUCAGCACUUUUAUGAAGUCUUCUACCGUGGACUCUUCCUCGCGGAUUUCGACGUACCGGGGAGUGCCGAGGACUUUGUCGACGGAGGCGCUGGAGACAUAGGCCUGGAAACCGCUGGCCUCCUGACCGUCGCAGCCGGCAUGUUCACAAGUCUUGGUGCUGUGGCCGCCCCGGGUGCUGGAGUCGCCCUGAACACGUUUGCCGGUAUUGUGACCAUGGCUGCUGGGAUGGCAGGCGGCACAAGCGGUCCGCCCGAGGACGUCCGCUUCAGCAAUUUUGCCGACAUCAGCACCCUCCUUGGCGAUCUUGGCGAAUGGUUUGGCGAGCGCAUGGGCGCCUACUUUGACGAUCUUCUUUCGAGGACCCCGUCUGAUGACGACUUUGACGAGGGAAUGAGGCUUGCCCGCCUUCUGCAGGACGGCGGCUUUGCGAACCAGGACUCGGUAGUCGAUACCAGUGCGACGGACAUUCGGAACGUGAUCUUUGCGUCCAUCAUAAGCGAGAUCUGGAACGCGCAGCAGGUCGCCAUCAUCAAAUGGUCCAACGACGGAUGGGUCGCCAACGACUGGGGCUUCUCUCCUUGCUACGGCGACCAAGAGGACUUGGGCAUGGGCAGCCACAUCGCCUGCGUUAACGAGAGGAACUUUGCCAUCGGUCGUUUCGACAAACCCGGCGACCGGAACCCCUGGGCCAGGAACUGGCCCGAUGUGGGUCAGGAUGAAGAUACGCUAGGCAAGUACGAUCUCAACCACGUCGAAGUCAUCAACGCUGCCGAGCGCAUGCAGGAGCGCGCGCAGAGUUACAAGCCGCGGCGGGACUUUGACGCGCUGAAAGACGUGUUCGAAGACAUACAGAAUGACCCCACUGCGGCGGACAGGCUGAACAGGCUAAAACAGAUCAACGUGCCAGUUUGCGACAUGGACUUGGUGGACGACCCCGACAUGACCUGGCCGACCAUCGGAUACUGCCAAGAGGACACUCGGAGUCGCGGCUGCUUCUGGGAACUGAUUGACAAGAACUGCAAAAAGCUGAGCUUGGGGGGGAUGCAGUGGCCAUACUAG